Messenger RNA from Canariomyces notabilis, 1233 nucleotides. RefSeq names its product ribosomal protein L4. Lineage: Eukaryota; Fungi; Ascomycota; Sordariomycetes; Sordariales; Chaetomiaceae. Gene Ontology annotation, cellular component: ribosome. The transcript has 3 exons. The record is from RefSeq and is a predicted model, not a curated record. The coding region runs from base 152 to 1105 and encodes 317 amino acids. Gene Ontology annotation, biological process: translation. Gene Ontology annotation, molecular function: structural constituent of ribosome.
UUUUUUUCUUCGAACAUUAUACUGGGGAUGGGCGAAUUUGAGACGAAGACAGACAGACGGAACGGACAGAACAAACAGCAGGCGAACAUAUCGAGGUCCGAUUGCAGCAGCACCGGGGCCAGUUGCCAUAACUGCGCAAAUCACCGCCGCCAUGGCCGGCAAGGGAAUGAAGGGCCUCAGCGACGCCCUGAGAGGACUUGGCCUUGUUGCCCAGCCAUGCAGGACACUGCCUGUCCGGCAAUUACCCUUGACAUGUAGGCGAUCAAUGGCGACUGAAGCACCACUUCCAAAUAUCACACGAUCAGUCUCCGAUUCCUGGAAUCCCGUAACAUCUGUUCCUCUCACCAUCUACUCGUUCCCCACCCUCGAACCGCGCUCGCUCGAGUCAUGGUCAACCAAGCACCUCCACCUCCCGCUGCGCCGCGACAUCCUCCACCUGGCCGUGGUCUACGAGGGCGACAAGACGCGGCAGGGCACGGCCUCAUCCAAGACACGCUGGGAAGUUCACGGCUCACACCGCAAGAUACGGCCGCAAAAGGGCUCAGGCCGCGCGCGUCUGGGCACGAAGCAAUCGCCAAUGCUCAAGGGCGGUGGCAAGGUUUUUGGCCCCAAGCCGCGCGACUUUAGUACCAGGCUCAACCGCAAAGUGUACGACCUGGCGUGGCGCACGGCACUGUCGUACCGGUACCGCCGCGGCGAGCUGAUCGUGACCGAGGACGGGCUAGAGCUGCCGCUGCCCGACGAGUUCCUCCAGCUGGCCGAGAGCGGCGUGCUGGGCCGCGAGCUCGAGGACGGCUUCGUCCGCAAGUACGUCGGUGAGCUGAUGACGGCGCUUCAGUGGGACAAGGCACACGGCCGGACCACCUUCAUCACCGGCGACAGGCGGCCCAACCUGUUUACGGGCCUGGAGAUUGCCGGGGAGAACGGCAGAGCGCUGGAACUGGAGGACGUGGAUGUCAAGGACCUGUUGGAGACGGGGAGGAUCGUCAUCGAGCGGAGUGCGCUGCGCGAGAUGAUCAAGACUCAUCAGAGUGACCUUGUUACAAAAAUCGGAUUACGGGGCACCAAGUCAGGGCCCCCGUUGGGGCAGACGCUGGUCCGGUAGAGAGGGAACUAGAUGGGCGUAUUUGUAUGUACUAUAUCUUCCCGAGUGCCAGUUGGCGGCCAUGGGCGCCACCGUGCAGUUGCUGUAACAUGUAAACUUUCUAUCUUCAGCCAGUCCUUUUCUGCCGU